GCCGCGCUCUCCCUUCCCUCUCCCGCCGCGCGGCAGCCCCCGCCGCCGCUGGGAGCGCGCGGCCCCUUUAAGAGCCCAGCUUUGCCUCCCGGUAGCUGAAGGUCAUUAAACACAAAAGCUCUCCAGCGCUGCGGUCCAAUAUAGCGCAUGCGCCCUGCCCGAGGACUGGCAGGGAGACGGCAAUAUGGCGAGAAUGCCUGGCAGCGGCGGCGACUGGAACACCGGCAGCGGCGGCGGGGAGAACAAUGCGGGGGACCGGCCGCCGGGCCGCGGCGGCACCCACCGCCCCCACCACUACUGCAGCGCGGGGGAGGACGAGGACGGGGAGGACGACGAUGAGAUCCAGGAGGUGCAGAUAACGGGGGACGAGGAGGACGGCGCCGAUGGGGGGUUCCUGCUACUGGACGAGGAGGAGGAGGAGGAGGAGGAAAUGGGGCUGGAGUGGGACGCCGAGGAGGAGCCGCUGGAGCCCGAGCCGGUCCUUAUGAUCAGUAUGGACCGGGGCAGCAGCGGGCUGGACUCCUCUUGCGGCGGCGGCGGCGGCCGCCUUGGAGGCGGCUGUGGCGGCGGCAUCGGGGCAGCAGCAGCUGGGGGUGCCCCAGUCCCCGCUAGCGCCCGGGGCGCGGAGGACUCGGACCCGGAGACCGACCUGCUACUGCAGCGCCCCGAGCGGGCCCGGCUGAGCGAGAACACCCGGCUGGCCACCCGCUACGCGGUGCGCAUCUUCCGGGAGUACCUGAGCGAGAAGUCCCAGAGCCCGGACUUCGAGACCAUGGACAAGGGGGCGCUGUGCCGGGUGCUGCGCUCCUUCUACGCCGAGGCCCGCUCCAAGAGCGGCCAGCUCUACUCCAAGUCCUCGCUCAUCAGCAUCCGCAGCUCCCUCAACCGCUACCUCAACGAGCCGCCCUACUGCCGCACCCUGGACCUGACCAAGGACCCGGAGCUGCGCGCCGCCAACCUGACGCUGGCGGCGGUGAUCCGCAAGCUGGAGGAGCAGGGCGCGGGGCCGGUGGUCCAGAAACAAGCCAUCACGCGGGCGGACCUGCGCAAGCUGUACACCUGCAGCGUGUUCAGCACGCAGAGCCCCUUCGGGCUGCUCAACAAGGUCUGGUUCGAGACCUGCAUGUACUUCUGCACGCGGGGCCGCGAGAACCAGCGCGAGCUGGAGGAGGACUCCUUCGGGCUGGCCAUGGACGAGGACGGCCGCAAGUUCGUCUACUUCAAGUCCCUGGGGCCCUACCACAAGUCGCGCUCCUCCUCCUGGAGCAAGAAGCGGGCGGAGAGCAGCGACGAGGAGAACCUGCCCCGCAUGUACGAGACGGGCACCGAGUUCUGCCCCUACUCCAGCUUCGUCAAGUACCUGGCCAAGCGCAACCCGCUCUGCAAGGCCUUCUUCCAGCGGCCGCGGGACCACUGCAGCGAGGGCGAUGUCACCUGGUACGAGAACAAGGCCAUCGGCAAGAACCUGCUGGGCACCCGCAUGCAGAUGCUCUCCAAGGCGGCCAAGCUCUCCAAGACCUACACCAACCACUGCAUCGGCGCCGUCUCCAUCGCCACCCUCAACAGCAUCGCCGGCAUCGGCACCAAGCUGGGCGGGCACCACCCGCACCCCGCCGGGGCGGCAGGGGGCUGCUACACCGCCGCCCAGGCCAUCCUCAACGGCGGGCACCGGCACCGGCCCCCGCCCGCCCCAGCCAACACCUACAUCCUCCCCAAAGACAGCGACGUCCCCCACGUGAAGGCGGAAGCGGCCGCUGUGACCCCAGCCAAGCGCUCCCUCUACGAGGCGGUGUACACUGGGGCGGCCGCAGCCGGGGGGGAUGCCUGCGGCCCCUCCUCAUCCCCCAAAAGACUCUGCCUCCGCCCCGCGGAGCCGCUGGACGCUGCUGCCGCCGCUGCCUCCGUGGUGGUGGUGUCAGUGAAACACGACCCCCUGCCUCUCCUCCCCGAAGCCAAUGGGCACAGAAGCACCAACUCACCCACAGUAGUUUCACCUGCUAUUGUUUCCCCCACACAGGACAGUCGGCCAAAUAUGUCAAGACCUCUGAUCACUAGAUCCCCUGCAUCUCCGUUGAACAAUCAAGGCAUCCCCACUCCAGCACAGCUCACAAAAUCCAACGCACCAGUUCAUAUUGAUGUGGGUGGGCACAUGUACACCAGCAGCUUGGCCACGCUUACUAAAUACCCUGACUCCAGAAUUGGAAGGCUUUUUGAUGGCACGGAGCCUAUUGUUUUGGACAGUCUCAAGCAGCACUAUUUCAUUGACAGAGAUGGGCAAAUGUUCAGAUAUAUCUUGAAUUUUCUACGAACAUCAAAACUCCUAAUUCCUGAUGAUUUCAAGGACUACAGUUUGCUAUAUGAAGAGGCAAAGUAUUUUCAGCUCCAGCCCAUGCUAGGUGAAAUGGAAAGAUGGAAACAAGAUCGGGAGACUGGCCGUUUUUCAAGGUCCUGUGAGUGCUUGGUGGUGCGUGUUGCUCCAGAUCUUGGAGAGAGGAUUACGCUGAGUGGCGAUAAAUCUUUGAUAGAAGAAGUUUUUCCAGAAAUUGGCGACGUGAUGUGUAAUUCUGUCAAUGCUGGCUGGAAUCACGACUCCACCCAUGUCAUCAGGUUUCCAUUGAAUGGAUACUGUCACCUCAACUCAGUUCAGGUACUUGAGAGGUUGCAGCAAAGAGGCUUUGAGAUUGUUGGCUCAUGUGGAGGAGGGGUGGACUCUUCCCAAUUCAGUGAAUACGUACUGAGGCGAGAACUCAGAAGGACAUCUCGUGCACCCUCCGUCAUUCGAAUAAAGCAAGAGCCUCUGGACUAAAUGGACAUGUUUCUUUAUGCAAAAAAGGGACGUUACAUGUGCAGUUUGGACACCAAACAAGUCCUGGAACUAAAAUUGAAUAAAGACGCCUUUGUAUGAAAUAUAGAGACCACACCUGAAUUAAUAUGGGAGCAUUUUGAAUCGUAAUAAUAAUAACCUCAAGGUGUAAUUAUAUGUCAAAAGAUAGGAAAUGCAAACAAAGGAAGGGGGGGAAAUGGGAACGUAGGGUUGGUGCUGUGAUAGCCAUUAAGUGUCCUAGGCCUUCUUUAGGCCCACUUAACGGUAAACAAGCCAUUAUCAUCAGAGGGGAGACAGAGUUCUCCUAUACAUUUUCCAUUACCAGAGUCCAUCCACUUUCCCAUGUGUAUGUCUUGAUUCAAGUUUAUUUGCAUAUGGAGGUUUGUGUCGGUGUCUUUUUAGAGGUAACCAGGCAGGAGGACUUCAGGAAACAUCCAUCCAUUGCAGUGAAAGAUAGUUGACUGAGAUUUUAAACAUAGUCUGUACAGAUGUCAAACACUUUUGUCUGCCCUCACAGAUGUGAAAAGUUACUCUUUUUUUGUUUUAAAUGAGUUGAGUUUUUUGUUUUUGCAAUGGGACCAGAAUUAAUACUUGGUAGGGUUGCUCUAGUUUGAAUCAGCUGCUUUCCUACAAUUUUUUAAAUUGUAUAAUGACAGGAUACAAUAAACUCUGUUUAAAAUAAUGAGGGCGUGGAUUAAACCAACAAAAGCAAAAGAAAUUUAAUUAAAAUAAUCAGUCAGUAGCUCACUCUGUUAUGCUUCCCCUAGUCCUAUUCGGGUUGCAGAAUAGCAAGUUAUCUUGCAUACAGAGAGCAAACUGCAAUUCCCAUGCUGGGUAGAGUGAGUUACAGGAAAUAGAUGCUCUCAUUGGCCUAUAUUAGAAAACCUGUCUGGUGCACCCUAUAUUGCUGGUUUACAUUCAACACUAGUUUUUUAAGCUUUGUCUGAGUUUGAAAAGAGGCUAUUGUGGUGAUGGGACCAUUUUCAAUACUGGUAAAACUUAAAAUAAUAAUAAUAAAAGUUUGGCCCAGAGAAAUCAGUCAUGAAAAUAAUGCCAGGUAAAUGUUCUGAAACCUAUAACUAAUAAUAGUCACAUCAUUCCUUUUUUAAACAUGGAGUUGGCAGCUGUAACUCUGAAUUACCUUAAUGACUGUAAGUCAGAAUGUUUGUUUUUAAUGUUGUUAAUUUCCCUCAUUUAGGGCUAAUAAGCUUCUGCCUGGAAGUGAGACCCUUUGGCUACACCAUUGACCUUAUUAUUCUUAUUACUAGGCAGUAACUUUGUACACAGUUAUCCUGCAAGUUAUUCUUAUUGUGCAACAUCUCAUUGAAAUCAAUUGUGCACGUGCCCAGUUGAUGUCAGUUAGACUUUGCAAAGUAAACAUAAUGCGUAAAUGACACUACUGCACAAACUGUUCAUGGGUUGAUGAUUUUAUCACAUAAGAGGCACCAGCAACCACAUUAUCUUUCGUCCAAAAUAUUUCUUUAUGCAAUAUUACACUAUAUGACUGUGUAUUACUAUGGAAAAUCCUAUUGAAUCAAUGGUGCAGGCAUUCCAUUCAUUUCAGUGAGACCUUGCUAUUUAUUUAAAAAAACAUUGUGAAAAGUAAAUACUCCAUGUAACAAGGUUUUUAAUAUAGUUCUGAUAACUGAAAAAAGUAAACCAUUUUUUCUGUUUUUUAUUAACAUUUAGGAGAGGGAGGGAUAUUUAAUAUUUUCUUGGCAGUGCAUCCCAUUGUGAUUUGAAAUGAGCAGGUUAUGGAACCACAGCGGGGUGGGGGGAAGAGGAACUCCAGAAAUCUAAGUUGGGUAGACAGUUAUAAGGUUUUAGUUUCCUGCUGAUCUGUAGGUAUACACUUAGGAAAAGCUAAAAUAGCUGCAAAACAAUGCUUGUUUUUGAGUAAUAGUAAGUACUCCUCUUACAAAAUAAAUAAAUGCUUGUACUCCCCCCCCCGCCCCCCCCGAAGUUGGUUGUUAGUUUGCACAGAGGUGGAAAAGGAAACAGCUGAAUCCAUGGGAAAUAAAUAUUGUAACCAAUCUUUAAACUGAACAUAAUUGGAGAUGGUCGAAUAACAGUUGUGACUUUGAAAAACAACAACCCACAGCCCAGGAAUUGAUAUUUGCAUUGGUGCAAAGUAGUCUGAAAUGGUUGCAACUGAAUCUGAAUCUGAAAAACUUGAAUAUACAUUAUGGAAACUCUGCCAGGCUGUCUGAGUGUAGUGUAGCUACUGGGACCUUGACUUAUUACAAUGCACCUGUCUGUCCUCUGGUCUGUGUAAGCACAGAGAUCAUUGGGGUGGAUGGGAAACAGGCAUCAAAAGAAUUCACUUUAUCUUUCCUCUUAAAUUCUACCACAAAACAUUUUUGUUGCUGUUUUUUCAAGUUUCUGGGUUUUGUUCAGAUGGCAGUUUUGUGGCUCUUUAUACAACAUACCUGUUCAGCUCCCUGAAGCCGGAGAAACUUCCUGUUCUUUCCAAAUCCCUGAAUGGCCAGAUAUGCUUUCACUGAAUGUUCAUUCAUUAGGAAAUGAGUCAUAAAUCAUUCGGAGACCCUGAAUGUAAAUGUCACUGUAAUUAUGUUGUAGUUAUGGAGUAAGAGGUCACAGACAAAGUAAUGACUAAUGAAAAGUAAUAAGAUGCAGGAAUAAACAAAACAUAGAUUUUUAGAGAGGAAACAGAUUAGUUUUGUGCACAUGAAGGUCACGCUUGUAACAAUGUGUCUUUAAAAUGUUGCUUAGAAAAUCUGAUCAGUAGACACGAGCAAAAUAUCCAGUAAGAGAAACAGAAAGGAUGAGUAUAAGGACAGCUCAUUUCUGGAGGCUAAUAAUUUUUACUUGCACAAUAGUUUUAUUUAUCUAUUUUUUUAGUAUAACUGUAUUUUAUGCCAUCAGUGGGUGUUUUAUUUAGCUAUACCAAGUGGAAAAAUGGCAAUGAAUGCCAACUCUACAUGUCUGGCAGGUUGAUUAAGCAACUAUCAAAGGGACUGCUGUGCAUGUACUCUGAAAAUGCCACGUGACACACCCUUCCUUGAAAUAAAAUUUUGGAGGAGGAAAAACUCUGACUUCCAAAGAACUGUGGUAGCAUUGUUGCUUUUUGAAAAGUUAACACUGGAUUUUUACAAGUAGCUCUCAAAGGUUUCACUUCUGAAAUCCAGUACAGUUCUUUCCCAAAUUCAACCUUAAUAUACACUAGGUAAUGCAAGUCUUUAUAUAUAGUGACUCUUGAAACUCCCAGAUCUGAUGAGUCCCUAAACUGAACUAAUCAAUCCUUUCUCCCUUUGAUCAGGUGGGAAAAAAUUAAGUCCCUAUUUUAGUCACAUUUGUAGAAUUGCUACAUACCAAAAAGUACUUGGUAAUUCUGUUCCCCACUCCUCUUAUAACAGGAGCUUUGCCCAGUUCCAUUCUGCAAUUUCUUUUCCCAAUUCAUUACCAUGAAUCUAGGAGAAAGCUGAAUUGUGUCUUUUAAACUGCACUGGUCACCAGGCUCAUAUUUUCAAUUGUUGGCUAGCAGGGGCAUGAGUAAUUGGGAAGCAAUUUUGGGGGGAGGAAGGGAGGACUGUAUCACACUGAAAUUUGACUAAGUUGGUCAUGCUGCACAGUGAAGUUAAUCCACAGGAUGAAAAGUCAUAUGACUGAAGAUGUAACAAAAGCCAGCAGGGACAUCAGUGGAGCCUGACUCUGGCUACAGAGGACCAUCUGAAGGUAUAUUAUUAUGCUAAACGUGAGCUGAUUUUUAAUUUACAAAGAAAUAACUUGUUCGUGGACCCUGAAUAUUUUCCAUAGACCUUUUCAAAUUGGUUCAUACUUUAAUUAUAAGGUUUUGCAUUCCCAUGAGUGAAUUAUCAAAUACACUUUCUCUUUGAAGUCCACAUUUUUUUAACAGAUAACUUGGAAUUCUAUUGACCAGUGUUUAUUUUUUAGAGAAAUAAAACAAUUUACUUGAAUCUGUCACUUCUUUACUGAGAAAUUCUAUAUUAUGAAUCAUUUCUAGUGGACAACUGGGAUUUGAAUGCAGGCAUUCUUGUUGCCUGUGGUUUAUUUACAGUGGAAAUGAAACCAAGAAACCCUCAGGGCCUUUAGACCAGUUGAUUUUUCUCAGACUUCAGUUUGAAUGGUUUAUUAUUUCUUGAGGAGCUGCAGGGAUCACCAGCACCAAAAUCAAUACUUUGCAUUAAGUCUCUGUGUUGUCUUUGGCUAUUACCUCACCGAGCUGGUUAUUCAAGCCCCCAGAAAUAAACUGAGUAUGUUGGAUCAGAUGUUCUGUGUUUGAGAUAGAAGCUGUUGAAAUCAAAUCACCACCCCUCUUCCAACACAGAUGCAAGAUAUAUAGUUGAAUUGAUAGUACAAAAGUUUCCUCCCAGCAUUCUAUAACUGUAACUUGAGCGAGAGCAUUGUUUUCAUAUUAGCCAAUGACUAACUUCAGUAUUUGAUGGCAUGUUAAUAUUAGCACUUGAAAUUGUCCUUCUUUUGGAUAAGACACUUGUUUUCAAAAGUAGAAAUGUCCCGUGGGAGAUGCUGGAUACUUUUUGUUUUCUGUAAAUAUAUAUAUUUUUAUAACUUUCUUGGCCUGCAGUUUAAUACAUUAUUGUGCCAUAUGUCCAUGAAAUAAACAAGAGAAAUUAUCAAUAGCUAACUUCAGAUUUUCUUUUAAGAACCAGAUUCUGCUCCCCAUUGCUCACAUUGGAUAGUAGUUUACUCCUUAAUUAAUCUCGUUUGGAUUUGAUUAGACUAUUUCAUGGAGAAAUGCGCUACGUAAUGGGGGUAGGGGGUCAGAAUCUGGGCCAAAAUGAUCAAUUGCCCACAAUCCUGUAUUUUAAAAUUUAAAAAAAAAACCUUACAUUUUAAUAUCAGAUCAGAGUGAGAGAAACGCACCUUGUCUCACAGCAAAGUUUAAACAUUGCAUUCCUGACAACUCCUCCUAUUUUCCCAUUAGUGUGAAAAAUUUGCCCUGAAGUGACCAGUUCCUGUGUCUGUACGUGCAAGUCAUGCUGAGCACUUGCUGAGCUACACUGGUCAGCUCUAUUGCAUUUAAGAGUACAGCUUUGAUUAGCUUUUGUGGAUGGAUGGUGGAGGAAAGAGAAAGAUCCAUGUGAUUUGUCUCUGUACUCUGAGUUGGGACUGAUAAAUGAGUUCAUCUAUAACACCAAAUAGUCUUUCUGUUUCUGUUCUACUAUGUAGCUUGUCAGUAUUUUUUUUCUGAGGAAAAUAUGUUAUAUUGGAUGCCUGACCUUGCCUAGUCACCACUAUUAAGCAGCCUGAAAUUUAUAGGUAUGCAACAUGUUAAGUACACACCUCAAUUUGGGUGUCCAACCUUUUUUUAAUCUAUACAUAAAGUCUACGUUGACACUCUAGCUUAAUGUACUGUUAGUUGUAUUUGUUCUGAUUUUCCAUUCUAUUACAUUCAAAUUUAUGGAUUAGUGAGGAUCAAAUAAAUUGAUGUUUGAUGCUUCAAUUGAUUUAAUCCAGAAGAAAUUACACUUGGUAUACAAAUCAGCACAUGGGAUGCUAGUUCGAUCUGUAGCAGCUGUUUCACUAAUCCUUACAGUUUCCUAAUAAAUAACCUAUUUCAGAUUUG
This is a messenger RNA of Caretta caretta (loggerhead turtle), 8393 nucleotides long. RefSeq names its product potassium channel tetramerization domain containing 1 (gene KCTD1). Gene Ontology annotation, biological process: protein homooligomerization; negative regulation of DNA-templated transcription. Gene Ontology annotation, molecular function: transcription corepressor activity; transcription factor binding. Gene Ontology annotation, cellular component: nucleus. Lineage: Eukaryota; Metazoa; Chordata; Testudines; Cheloniidae. The record is from RefSeq and is a predicted model, not a curated record.